AUUUGUGCACCGAGCUGCCCGCGACGAGAGGAGGUAGUCCUUCUGAGUUCCGACACAGAAAGCAGCUGCCGCCGGGCACAACGACGGCGGCGUCGUGACCGCCGAGCAAGAAUUGCAGCCAUCUCUCCGAUUUGGAUGAUACUCCUGCAUUUCUUGCGUAUCUUUGAACCAUCUUCUUCCGCCGUUGAUGGCUCUUCUGGUCGAGUCGUAUCCCAUAGAUGGAUACGAGCACCACCGCGCCAUGCCGCUCUAACUCCAACUCCAACUCCAGCCACAAGCCCGCACCUCCAGCUCCCACCGUCGCCGCCCUCUCGGCGCUCCUCGCCCGCUGCACCACCCUUGCCGCCGCCGCAGCGCUGCACGCCCGCCUCCUCAGGUCCUCGCGCCUCUUCGGGCCCCCGAUCAUCGCCAACUGCCUCGCCGCCGCCUACUCCCGCCUCGGCGCCGCCCCGUCCGCCGUCGCCCUGCUCCUCCACGCGCCCGCCAACCGCUUCUCGCGCAACAUCCUCCUCGCCGCGCUGCUCAAGUCCCGCGACCUGCCAGCCGCGCGCGCCCUGUUCGACAGAAUGCCCGAGAGGGACGCCGUCGCCUACAACUCCAUGAUCCGUGGCUACGUCGACAGCGGCCGCGCCGACGAGGCGUUCAGGCUCGUGCGCGCGAUGAGGGAGCUCGGAGUCAGGCCCAGCGACUUCACGUUCUCCAUUCUUGCGUCCGCGGUCUGCUCCGCUCGCCACGGGAUGCAGGUUCAAGCAGCCGCUAUCCGCCAUGGCUCCGCUCAUCGCAGCGCUGUGGUCGGAAACACGCUCAUCGACAUGUACCGGCGCGUCGGCCUCUUGAAAUACGCGCUGCGCGUGUUUCGGAGCAUGAAUCAGCGGGACAUUGUUUCUGUGAACUCUGUCAUGUCAGUGUACAAGGAUGAUGGCCAGAGCAGCCAACUGUUUGAGUGCUUCCAGUCCAUCAGGAGCCAUGGGUUAUCGAUUGACGAGUUCAGUGUAUCGACGGCGCUCAGCAUGUGCACUGAUGUUGAGGAUUUGGCUAAGGGCGACCAGAUCUUGGCCCUUUGUAUCAAAACGGGGCUCCUAUCUCAUUUGAUUGUUUCUAGUGCUGUUAUUGACCUGCUAUGCGUGUGCGACAGACUGGCUGACGCUGUUCGGUUUUUUGAAGGAAUGGCGGCAUGGGACUCAGAAACUUGUAAUGCAAUGAUUUCAGGCUAUGCCAGGGGCGGGACCAUGGAACCAGCUCUGAGCCUCUUUUUGUUGUCACUGCGAAAGGGUAUUUGUCCAACUGAGUUCACUUUUGCUAGCCUGCUGAGGUGCAGUUCUUGUUUUGGGUUGAUGGAGCAGGGAACUCAAAUCCAUGCUCUGGUUUCGAAACUUGGGUUCGAGGAUGAUGUAAUUGUUGCCACUGCCCUCAUUGACAUGUACUGUAAAUUAGGUUCCUUGAAUCAUGCCAGGAUACUCUUCAGCCGGGUUUCUGUCAAGGAUCUGGUAUUGUGGAAUACAAUGAUUAUCGGUCUAUCGCAUAAUGGGAGAGGUAAAGAAGCUCUUCAAAUGUUUUGGCAGAUGCUGAAGAGUGACAUCCGGCCAGAUAGAAUUACUCUUUUUGGAGUUUUAUCUGCUUGUAGCCUGGUCGGUCUGGUUGACGAAGGAAUGAGAUUAAUUUCCCUGUUUAAAUCCAAUUAUCAUGUCGUUCUUGGCUUGGAGCACAACGCAUGCGUGGUUGACAUGUUAAGCCGUGCAGGAUUGUUUAGUGAGGCAGUAGAUUUUGCAGAGAACAAGCUGCAUAACUGUAAUGUCGCUGCCUUUUCCAAUAUUCUUGAGGCGUGCGUGAUUCAAGGGGAUUUUGACAUGGCAGAGUUAGUUGCCGAGAAGAUGGUGAAACUGAAACCUCGGUCCUCACUGCCAUAUAUUGUUCUGGCCCAAACAUAUGGUGCCAGAUGUAAGUGGGAUAGCAUGGCCAGAAUGUGGAGGGCAAUGGAAGAUCAAGGAGCAAAGAAGGUUCAGGGGUAUAGCUGGCUCUGUAUCAAGAAUGAAAUACAUGUUUUUACAUCUUCACAAAUAUUGCCUCAUGGAAGAGAAGUUACAGAUGCAGUGUUAGAUCUGUUGUUUUGGGACAUGAUGGAUCACAAAUAUGCUCAUGGAGAGUGAGGGUUUUGCUUUCGGUCAGAUGUUCUUAGAUUAUAGGGAUAUUCCAUCGGCACUUUAACAGGUUACCUUGUCUUGACCAUGUGGAAACUACAAACAAGUUGCAGAGUAUAUUCACACAGUUCGAAAUCACUAUGAGAACUAAGCGGAAGUCAUUGCCCGGAAGAAGCCUCCUACUUGUAUUCUAUUCUUCCUCUACCAGAGGGAUUCAGAAAUCAGAUAAUCUACUAUCAUUAUGGUGGCCAAAGGGCAGUGAUCAGGUUUGAGUACAUGGGUUACACAUCUUGGCAUAUCAAUCUUUGUUUACAAUUUCGCAUAAUAAGCAUACAAAGCUACAGACAUGUGCAUAUCAAUGUUGCGUUUAUAAAUUCGCAUAGUAAGGAUAGAAGCUCUGUGUCUCAUGUUUUGGCUAUCAUAUUUAAUUUCUCUACAAAUAUGAGAGCUCCAGAUACUGAUUUUGCAUCUCCAGUGUCUAUAACUUAGCAAACAACAUAAUCUAAAAGAACAACCACAAGUUCUAAAAAAAUGGGACCAAAAGUCAUAGGUAAGAGUAGCCGAGAGACGGCAACAGUUACCAAAUUCAAGCAAUGAUAAAGAUGAUUAGCCAAUGUUUCUACAUGCACAUUGAUGUCAGUUUCACAAUUGUAGCCUCUUAUAUUACACCAUAUGUUGUGUCACUUAGUUAUUUGCUCAGCGUGGUCUGCAUAUUUUCAAGUUAGUGCACCAAACAUAUGCAGUAUCAGUAUGCUUCGUAGAAAUAUCCAGCCAACAAAAAUGCAUAAGGCAUCAGCUUGGUGGUAGCCUGCAUAGUUUUGCCUAUGGAGUUCCUUUUACUUCUUUCACCAACCCUCAACCUGUAUUUUCAUAUAUUGUCAUUUUAUUGUUCACCCAUGAGGAUAGAUAUCUCUUGUACUUCUUCCCACAUGUUGAUUCUGACUUCGAUUCGUAUGAACAAAAGCAACAUGUGCUUCAUUGAUCGUAGUGGAUCAGCAGGAUGAACAAGUACAUUCACUGCCUUCAAGGGAUGUGAACAACAAGAAACACAAGAACAACGUAAUGAAGACAAUUAAUAGCUACUAGAUCAUCGUUGCCAUUUUAUUCAGUAUUUAUAAUUUUCCCUGCCACAACUUUAGCUACAUUCCUUGUCCAACUGUUAGUUGUGUGCUAAGCAAAAGCAUUAUUAAUGAACUGAUUUACUGAGUGAUCACAUAUGACUUAGACUUCUGUGACUGAGUUUACCUAUUGGUUCAUUCUGAUGCAGUACCAUCCAGAGUGAACUAGCUGUUCUACUAUAUAUACAUUGUUUACUUAUGAAAGCAAUAUGCAUACCGAGCAGUUGUUCCUAGCAUGAGCAAUGUCGACGGGGGAUAGUGGAGUUGUUGCCUGAAGGAGAGUCUAAAAGCAUAAUGGUUGUGGGGCAGAUUCUAUACAAUCAAAUCUUAAAAGCUCAACGACAUGUAUUUGGCUUUUAAAAAUAACAUAGAUUAUCCAACUGAUCAUUUUUAGAUAUCAAUGGACCAGAAACCUUUACAUGGUGCACCUUUUCGUCUGUAUUCCUAUUCAUAUUUUUUCUUUGAUUGGAUUAGUCUUUCACAGUUCUUAUGUAAGUAUAGCUCACCAUUUUUCUAACUUCUUCCAUGCUGUGAUACAGGGGAUGUGGACGCCUAUUGAAGCAAAGGACCAGAAUGGAGAAUAUCAAUUUUGGUUUUCUCACUAUCGAAGAGAACUCAGGUGUGGAGGUGCGGCCUGGAGUGAAAAGGAGGGAAACAGGAUGCUGACAGAAUACUAAGAGCAGCUGGAGUACUCUGGCGUAUUCAAGCUCCUUUUCCAGAUAUGUUUGUGAUUGAUUGCAGUUCAGUUAUUUGAUCUGAGAUCUGAUUUAUCAGGCUAGUGGCAGUGGCCAGUGGGCACAUUGUUGGCACGGCCAAGAUGGUUGGUCCUGUCAAUCUUUCUAAGGACAUUACUUGUGUUUUGAAAUAACUCUAGAAAAUUAGGUAAAAGAAUCGUAGCAUGGCCAGUAUAGACAUGCUUGCCGUCGCGAAGAUUGGUGCCGUGUAUAUCCUUAGCAUAGCAUAAUUUUUCAGAUUUUAUCCCUUUAACA
This is a messenger RNA of Lolium perenne, 4245 nucleotides long. RefSeq names its product pentatricopeptide repeat-containing protein At1g43980, mitochondrial. The record is from RefSeq and is a predicted model, not a curated record. Gene Ontology annotation, biological process: RNA modification. Gene Ontology annotation, molecular function: RNA binding; protein binding. Lineage: Eukaryota; Viridiplantae; Streptophyta; Magnoliopsida; Poales; Poaceae.